Molecule: messenger RNA, 902 nt
Organism: Cuscuta campestris
Lineage: Eukaryota; Viridiplantae; Streptophyta; Magnoliopsida; Solanales; Convolvulaceae
Source: the annotation of a GenBank genome assembly
GUUGGAGCCGCCGUCGCCUUCCCCAGCCUCGCCGCCAUCAUCGCCGACUGGUGCAGCGCCGCCGUGAGCCAGCCGCCGGUCGUCGCCGUCCAACUGGAGCAGCCAGCCGCCGGUGUCGCCACUCAUCGCCGCCGUCGAUUGCAGCGCCGCCGAGUUGCAGCGCCGCCGCUGCCUCGCCUUCGCCGCAAUCGAGCGCCGUCGUCGCCCUUUGCACAGCGGCCAUCCGCCGCCGUCGAGUGCAGCGCCGCCAGUCGCUGCUCACCGCCGUCGAGCUGCCGCUCCGCCACUGUCGCCGGCGUCCGUCACCGUCGCCGCAUCCGGCCGCUGCCCCGAGUUGAUAUCGCCGGAAGAUUAACCUCCACGCCGGAUUGAUUGGUCGAUUUCGUACUUUGGCUCGAUUUGACCCGUUCGGUUGAUUUCGUUGAUUUGUCUUCCGUUCGAGCUAUCGAUUCAAUUUCGACGUAAUCCAGGUCCGUACUAUGAAGUUAAUAGCAUUCAGAAUAGAUUUAAUGGUUUGACCGAAUGGUUAAAUCCAAAACUUUAAUGAAUUAGUUAAGUUAAUUAAUUAAUUCUAAUUGGUGAUUAACAUCAAUUGGUUUAUUGUGUUGAACAUAGAAACUGGCCAUCGCUCGGGCGGCUGCAGGGCCUGGUCAGUGAGGUUAAGACGUGCGCACGAGGGUUUGUGAUCUUGGGUUUGAGGCCAUCGCCCGAGGGAUCCUACCUCCACCGAAUUGAGGCCAUCUUCGGUAUUACGGAUUGAGGCUAUCUCCGUCAUAGGAAAUAAAUGUUAAGUGGUUUGACUUCGGUGAAAGUCUAAAUUGGUUUGACCGGUGGUCAAAGAGUUCAUGAGAAAACCGUAACACCUAAAUCGUUUUGAAAAGAAAGAAAAUAAGUUGACUGUU